Adineta steineri is the source of this 1509-nucleotide messenger RNA. The record is from the annotation of a GenBank genome assembly. NCBI's taxonomy places the organism in Eukaryota, Metazoa, Rotifera, Eurotatoria, Adinetida, Adinetidae.
AUGGAAAGUUUUUUAGCCAAUCGACCAGAUGCACCAAGUCGUUGUACAUUUACUCUUGGUGGUGAUCAAAGUAAAUCUCCACAUAAUUUUGGUUCUAGACAAAAAUCACUUCGUCAAAAAAUCUACAAUAAUGUUCUUGAAUUAAUCGGUGAUACACCAGUUGUCCGUGUUAAUCAAUUAGCAUGCGAUACAGGUGUUAAAUGUAAUCUUUUGGCUAAACUUGAAUAUUUCAAUCCUGGUGGUAGUGUUAAAGAUCGAAUUGGUUUGCGUAUGAUUGAAGAAGCUGAACGUGCUGGAAUAUUAAAACCCGGUGAUACUAUCAUUGAGUCAACUGCCGGAAAUACAGGCAUUGGAUUAGCAUUAGUCUGUGCGGUGGAUGUACUUCGUGCACUAGGGGCUGAAAUUGUUCGUACACCAACAAAGGCAUCAUUUGAUUCACCUGACUCAGAUAUUGCUACAGCUCAUCGAUUAAAAACAGAAAUUCCUAAUUCACAUAUUCUUGAUCAGUAUCGAAAUGCAUAUAAUCCAAUUGCUCAUUAUGAUACAACAGCAGAAGAAAUUAUUGAAGCAUGCAAUGGACAAGUUGAUAUGAUUGUUGCUGGUGCUGGAACAGGAGGAACAUUAACUGGUCUUUCAAGAAAAUUAAAAGCAAAAUGUCCGAAUUGUAUUAUUGUUGGUGUUGAUACAGAAGGUUCAUUAUUAGCUUUACCAGAAACAAUGAAUGAAAUCGGAAUUACAUUUUAUGAAAUGGAAGGAAUUGGACAUGAUUUUAUUCCAACUGUACUUGAUCGAUCAUUAGUUGAUCGAUGGUAUAAAAGUACGGAUAUAAUUUCAAUGAAUUGUUCAAGAAAAUUAAUUAAAGAUGAAGGAAUUCUUUGUGGUGCUUCAUCUGGUGCAGCCAUGUCAUGUGCUAUACAAGCGUGUAAAGAUUUUAAACUCACUGAAAAUCAAAAUUGUGUUGUUAUCCUACCAGAUUCUGUUCGAAAUUAUAUGACGAAAUUUUUGAGUGAUGAUUGGAUGUGUGAUCGUGGUUUUCUUGAUAUUAAAGAUGAAUCAACUAGUGAGUGGUGGCAGACAAAGCCUAUAUCAAGUUUACCAAUUUGUGAGCCGGUUACAGUAUCAGAAAAUGCAACAAUUGAAUCAGUAUGUGAUAUAAUGUAUGCCAAAGGUUUUGAUCAAAUUCCUGUUAUUUCUAAUGAUGGGGGAUUUAUGGGUAUGGCAACAAUGUGUGAAAUAAUGGCAAAAAUAUCAUGUGGUACAAUCAAUGCACAAGAUUCAGUGUCCAAAGUGGUGACAGACAAAUUUCAAACGGUUCAAUUGGAUGAUAAUUUGGCAAAAUUGAGUCGUAUUUUAGAAACUCAUAAAUAUGCGAUCAUUAAAUUUCCUCAUGAUCAUCACCAGGAUCACUCAACAAUACAAAACAGAACACAUAGAUUUGGUAUAAUAACAAGUAUUGAUUUGCUUAACUUUAUUGUUAAACAAAAUGGUUUUCAUGAAGAAGAAAAAUGA